AUCAGUAUGCUUGUGACUCUUGCCAAGUCAGUGACUUGACGUGUAUUGGAAAGAAUCUCCACCACCAACACACAAACUCAUACAUACGUACAAGAUACACAAAUAGUUUGAAAGUCGGACAGCAAUCGGGUGCAAGACGCUACAAGACCACCAUACACACAUCCCCACGGACGGAACAAGCUCAAGAAAAUACUCUCAUGCCGGGUAAUUCACCCGUCAUCGUCGUGCAUGCACAUACGAAUACGUUCUCCGACUCCCUUCACAAAAUCCAAUCUCGCAAACCUUCCUCGGUCUGAUCAUUCUGAUAGUUUAAACUCAAGUUUACCACAAAAUCGGAAAUGCAGAGUGUGACUAAUAACGUUCUAUUGACUCAGUUGUAUUAAGAAAGCUGAAAAUUAAGGAAGGUUUGAGCUAAGAAGCCAGUGUUGUUGCUGGAUCAAGAAGUAUCGGUGUGUGGCAGAUUGAGACUACUCAUACGCUAUUCUUUUAAGAAGUGAAUCCUCCACCAUUUCGCUUUUAACAAACUCAUCAUCACCCAAGUUUGUAUACAUUUACACCGAAGUAACUCCACUAACUCGAGUGAUUUCUCUCUACUUUAACUACUCGACUCUCUGGCUGGAUCAUCGUCUAAUAAGAAUGACUACGCGAUUGGAGUCAUUCAGUUAGAUACACCUUGCAUCUCUUCUAGAGUGGUCGUGCAUUAGUUUUUUAGUGGUACCCCGUAAGCACAAGCAGGAAGAAGGAGUUCGCCAUCAAAUCUUGUUGGCUGUGGGUGUACAAAGUGAAUGGGGAAGAGAAGUUCAGUGGUGGCGUUGUUUGAUUAUUUCAUUAUUGUGCGUUACCUUCAGCCAAAUGCCAUGUGGUUGUUCUUUCGGUGACCGUUAAGUUGGUGGUUGCAUUUCUCGGGAAUUUAUUAUGUAGUCUUAUUUCCCGUCUAUGAAAUUAUGGUGUGAGUACCAAAUAAAGUGGGAAUAAGUUUGACAAGUGGACAAAUUGGUGAAAAAUUGAAAAAUGCCGAAAAUGGAUCAGUUUGUUAAGCAGGCUUCUGCCCUGUUCCCAAGUUUAGUGGUUUUAGUGAGUUUCUAUACACUAACAAGUUUUAGGAUAACUCAAGGCUUCAACAUUGACAUCCCAAGUGUCAUAACCCACAAUGGUCCUGGAGGCUCAAUGUUCGGAUUUUCCGUCGCCCAGCAUCACGACUCCAAUACGUCUUGGAUAUUGGUCGGUGCCCCGACGGCGGAUUCAAAUUUGCAGGCUACUUUGAGAAAGCCGGGUGCUGUGUACCGAUGUAGCUGCGUCCACAAGAACUCGUGUCAACAACUUCCCUUCGACAGACAAGGAAACAAUAUGGUAGAGGGAAAGCAAAUAGAUGAAAAAUCUUUUCAGUGGUUUGGAGCAACAGUCCGAAGUUCUGGCGAUGAUGGGAUCAUCCUGGCCUGUGCUCCGAGGUAUAUUUGGUUCAGCACUAAUCGCAAACGACGUGACCCAGUCGGCACUUGCUUCGUGGCCAAGGACUCCUUCACCGAAUUUACGGAAUACUCACCAUGCAGAACAUCCAGAUGGGGAUAUCAUCGUCAGGGUUCUUGUCAGCUGGGUCUUGGAGGAGACAUCGACUCGGAUGGGCGACGAAUUUUCUUGGGUGCUGUGGGGAGUUGGUACUGGCAAGGUCAAAUGUUUAUGAUCGACUCUCGGAAAACUGAAUCGACUGGGGACAACCGUGUUCCUUUCUAUCAGUUCCUUCAACCAGGCCAAGUUUACUCGCAGUCAUCUUGGAGUCGGGACAUUCGUUGGACGAAGGAAGGGCCGAGCUGGGAUGAUGACAGUUAUCUAGGAUAUUCCGUAGCUCAUGGAGAAUUCUCAGGAGAUAAUGAAUCUGAUGUGGCUGUUGGGAUGCCCAGAGGAGCAAAUCUUACUGGAAAGGUUGUGAUUUAUUCCUCCGACCUGACCAAUCUGCACAACAUUACUGGAGAACAAAUCGGUGCUUACUUUGGAUAUUCCUUAUGCGUUCUGGACAUGGAUGGUGAUGGACUAGACGACAUUGUGGUCGGCUCUCCAAUGUACACUGAUUUUAACGAUCCUGGCAUGAAAAUUGAAACCGGAAGGAUUUACGUGAUCUACCAAACCAAACGGCAUAAAUUCCGCAAAUGGGAUUCCGUGGAUGGGACCGCGCACAAGGGACGCUUUGGCCUUUCACUGACUUCACUGGGCGAUAUAAACAAGGACGGUUUUAACGAUUUUGCAGUGGGUGCUCCUUAUGACGGCGUUACUGGUCGCGGCGCUGUUUACAUCUUUCAAGGGAGCUCAACAGGUGUUAGAAAAGAGUUUACUCAGGUGAUCUAUGGAGAGUCCGUAUCUCAAGGAAUAUCAACCUUUGGAUUUUCACUGUCGGGUGGCAAGGACCUGGACGGCAACCAGUACCCGGACCUCUUGGUUGGAUCGUAUGACUCUGACAGCGUUUCCUACUUUAGGUCCAAGCCGGUGGUGCGUGUGAAAUCCAAGUUGUCCUUUUCCUCGGCUCUAAACAAGCAAGUCAAUUUGGAAGAGAAGGGCUGCACCCUGCGAGACCUAACCCCCGUCACUUGUCUUCCGCUCAGCUUGUGCAUGGAGUACGAUGGCGAAGGAGCCGACGAUGUCAUUGAUUUCAACGUUCAAUACAAUUUGGAUUCGAAAAAGUCGAAGGAUCCGAGAAUGUUCUUUUUGAACCAAGAGGGACGUAACAUAUUGAAUGAAACGGUGCGUCUCACGAAGAGAAAGCAACAUUGUACGAGUCAGCAGGUGUACUUGCGGCCACAUAUCAGGGACAAGCUUACGAGUCUUGAGGCCGAGCUCAAGUGUUCCAUGCGAGAGAGCAGGUACCAGCAGAGAGACCUUCAGCCCGUGAUAGACGUUACAACCUCGUCCGCCGAAAAGGAUUCAAUUUCAAUACAGAAGAACUGUGGACAAGAUAAUAUUUGUGUUCCAGAUUUAAGACUAAAGGUUUCUCAGCCGAGUAAAUCGUUCUUAAUGGGAAGUUCUGAGCGAAUACAUGUGGACGUGGAGGUUCACAACAACGGAGAGGACAGUUACGAGUCCAUGAUGUACAUGACGGUCCCUCCAGGGCUUUCUUAUGUCAAUUUUGAGAAAAAGACCGACAGCAGGAAAGAUGUACCGAUCCUUUGUUCUGCGCCGUCUCCAUCCACGAAUAAUACGAUUAAAUGUGACAUUGGCAAUCCAAUGCCUACCUUUGCCACAGCCAAGUUUCGGGUGAUUUUUCAACCCAGGUACGGCUCCGAAGUGAAAUCCUCCUAUGAUUUUCAUGUCACUGUAAAUUCGACCAACCCGGAGGAGACUUACGCCAAAGGUGAUAACGCCAAGUCCUUCUCUCUUCCCAUUCGGGUGUCAACAGACUUGAAAGUGUAUGGAGUCAGCAAAGAGGAGAUAAUACAGCAUAACGCAUCUCAAUGGAAGCAAUCCGGCGAAUUCAAGUCUGAAUCUGAAAUUGGUCCAGAAGUUUAUCAUAUAUAUGACAUCAAAUGCCAAGGACCUAGUCACAUAGCCAAUGCUGAAGUUACCAUAAUUUGGCCCAGUUAUCUCGCCGGCAUCACGCACGACGGGGACAGUCGUCAUUUUAUGUAUUUGCUGGAACAGCCCCGAGUCGACGGGCCGGGAGAGUGCGAUUUUGUUGAAGAUGUCAAUCCAUUGGGACUCACUAUUUUACACAGACGUUGGGAAAAUAUCAUUGUCCACGGGGACAACAGGGCUACGACAACUGUCGUUGAUUCAGAAGAAGGCCUUAUAGGAGGAGAAGGACGUCGUGGUGGGUCCACUAGUUCCAGCUCCACAUUUGUGAUCAGUAGUGGCGGUGGAGGAUAUGGCGAUGCUGGAUCCAACUCCAGUACUCAUAGGGAGCAUUCCGAACACCGAUCAUCAUCCUCUGGGGGAUACACCCAACGAACUAACUACUCGUCCCGUUCAUACAGCAGCUCUUCCCAAAGUGAAGUGAGUAGAUCGUCUUCGAGAGGGGAAUACCAAGAAUCCCCACAAUAUCCGUACAACCGACAUAGGAAUGAAAGAGCUGCUUCUGAUGACGACAGCUUGGAAAAGGAGUUGAGGUGUGGACCAACGGAGUGCAUAAAAAUUCGAUGCCGCAUCCACGAGCUAGCCAGUGGGAGCAGCAUCCUCUUCAUGCUCCGGAGCAGAGUCUUUAGCAGGACGAUUGUGGAGGAGUUUGGUGGAGAACAUGUAAAUGUAUCCUCAAAAAUCAUUGCUCGGGUAACUCAACUCCCGUACAACGUAGACCCCAGUUACCUAAAGUUCAAGAAAUAUGAAAUUGUAACCACUAUUGAGGAAGUUCCAGAUCUCUCAGUUCCAUCUGCAAUUCCGUGGUGGGUGUAUUUUCUGGCCGCACUCGCCGGACUCAUUCUUCUUCUCCUCAUCAUCUAUAUUCUGUACAAGUGUGGAUUUUUUCGCCGGAGACGUCCCGGACGUGGAGGACCAGAUAGUCAACCUUUGCGCGGAAACCGGGGACGUUAAUUAAUAUAAUAGGCUAAGCUCAUCAGAUUAAAAUUAUUAAUUAUGAUUAUCCUAUAAACAAACACUGCCUGCGAUGCGCUAGACUAAAAACUAAGACUAAUGUUAUUAAAAGUCAACUAUGAUUAAUAGCAGGGAGUUAUAAUAAACAUUAAUAAUAUUGUCGAC
This is a messenger RNA of Folsomia candida, 4677 nucleotides long. RefSeq names its product integrin alpha-PS2 (gene if). Gene Ontology annotation, cellular component: integrin complex; external side of plasma membrane. Gene Ontology annotation, molecular function: integrin binding. Gene Ontology annotation, biological process: cell adhesion mediated by integrin; integrin-mediated signaling pathway; cell-cell adhesion. The transcript is spliced from 30 exons. Lineage: Eukaryota; Metazoa; Arthropoda; Collembola; Entomobryomorpha; Isotomidae. The record is from RefSeq and is a predicted model, not a curated record. The coding region runs from base 1012 to 4512 and encodes 1166 amino acids.